Messenger RNA from Benincasa hispida (wax gourd), 714 nucleotides. RefSeq lists its product as uncharacterized. The record is from RefSeq and is a predicted model, not a curated record. NCBI's taxonomy places the organism in Eukaryota, Viridiplantae, Streptophyta, Magnoliopsida, Cucurbitales, Cucurbitaceae.
AUGGCAAAUAACAAUUUGGUUCUCUUCCAAGUGCCUAGACUCAUGAAAGAAAAUUAUAGAAGUUGUUGUAUUCAUAUGGAAGCUCUACUUGGUUCACAAGAUGUAUGGGACAUUGUCAAUAAUGGUUAUGAAGAACCAGAAAGUGAUGCGACUUUAAAUCAAGCUCAACGAGAAGCUUUGCAAAAUACAAGAAAGAAAAACCAAAAGGUUCUCACCAUCAUUCAUCAAGCCAUCGAUGAUCCAAAUUUUGAGAAGAUUUUUGGAGCAAGUACUGCGCAUCAGGCAUGGCAAAUUUUAGGGAAUAAAUACAAAGGAGUAGAUCGAGUUAAGAAGAUUCACCUCCAAAAAUUGAGAGGUGAUUAUGAAUCACUACUUAUGAAGGUAUCUGAAUCGGUUUUAGAUUAUAUUUCAAGAUUGCUAGCAGUAGUAAAUGAAAUGAAAAGAUAUGGUGAGACGAUAGAUGAUGAGCAAGUGGUAGAAAAUAUACUUUGCUCAUUGGAUGAAAAAUUUAAUUUCAUCGUUGUAGCUAUUGAAGAAUCAAAGGAUUUGAGUAUAAUGUCCAUUGAUAAACUUAUGAGUUCCUUACAAGCCCAUGAAGAGAAGCUUCUCAAACAGAAGAAACAAACAACUGAGCAACUUUUUCAGUCAAAGUUGCUAAAGAAAACAAAGUGUUUGUAUCGACAAAUGCUACUUUUCUUAAAGAAGACCACGUAA